This is a messenger RNA of Acromyrmex echinatior (Panamanian leafcutter ant), 1583 nucleotides long. RefSeq names its product UDP-glucosyltransferase 2. Lineage: Eukaryota; Metazoa; Arthropoda; Insecta; Hymenoptera; Formicidae. The record is from RefSeq and is a predicted model, not a curated record. Gene Ontology annotation, molecular function: UDP-glycosyltransferase activity.
AAUAAAAAUUAAGUUUGUACUAAUUGUAAGUUUUACUUAUUAUCGACAGUAAAAUGAAGCUGGUUGCUGAAAUGACAUUUUGGAUAGCAUGUUUUGUAUACAUUGCUACUCCAAUAGAAACUGCAAGGAUCUUGGCAAUUAUUGCAAUACCAUCUUACAGUCACCAUAUUCCUUUUCGACCAUUAUGGACUACUUUGAGCCGGAGAGGACACGAAGUCGUCGUCCUAACAACUGACCCGAUAAAUGAUUCCAGUUUGACUAAUUUGACAGAAAUCAACUUCAAAUCCCAUUACAAUUUGAUUUCAAAACUAAAUUUCAUAAAAAAUAUGAGGACCCAUACGUGGCUAAGUACAGUAAGCGAACAAUUAUGGCCUCUAUCUAAUGAAAUAACAGAAAACAUUUAUAAGCAUCCGGAAGUACGUAAGAUGUAUGAACAGGAUAGUGAUACGAAAUUCGAUGUAGUAAUUGUAGAAACCAUAAAAUCACCUGGCUUAUAUGCUUUAGCAUAUAGAUUUAAUGCACCUCUUAUAGGUAUAUCAACACUUGGAUUGUGUAGUGGUAACUAUUACCUACUCGGUGCACCUGUUCUGCCAUCACAUCCUUCGACUUGGGAAAUGGAAGAUACUACUGAUUUUAAUCUGUCAUUGUGGCAAAGAAUUGAGAAUUUUAUUCGUUUAUGGUAUCACAUAUAUUGUACAUUAAAUUAUUUUUACUCUGAGCAGCAAACCAUAGCAGAAAAAUAUCUUGGAAAAAAUAUACCACAUAUAAGUGAUAUGGAAAGAAACAUAAGUUUUGUUUUCCAAAAUCAACAAGAAAUUCUUUCAUUUGUUAGACCGCAAACAUCAAAUGUUUUGCCAUUUGGAAAUUUUCAUAUUUUAAAAAAACUCGCGGCUUUACCAGAAAAUUUAAAAGAAUUUAUAACAGAUGCACCGAAUGGAUUUAUCUAUAUGAGUUUAGGCACAAAUGUCCGAAUCUCAUCAUUAUCGGAGCAUGUGCAAAGCAUAUUUCGAGAUGUAUUUACAAACUUGCCAUACAAAAUUCUAUGGAAACACGACAACGAAUUACCAAAUAAACCAGACAAUAUCUAUAUUGCUAAAUGGUUUCCUCAACAAAGCAUUCUUGCUCAUCCAAACAUUAAAUUAUUUAUAUAUCAAGUACCAGUUCUAGCUGAUCAGUACACUCAAGUUAAGAAAAUGGUAUCUUUAGGAGUUGCAAAACAUUUAAAUAUUUUGAAACUAUCGAGAGAAAAUCUGAAUGCAUCUAUAAUUGAUAUUUUAUAUGACGAAAGAUAUAAAAAAAGAAUGCUCAAAGUUAAAGAACUUAAUGAAGAUAAGCCUUACGAUUCUUUGGAACAUGUAAUUUGGUGGAUUGAAUUCGUCAUUCGUCAUAAGGGUGCUUCUCAUCUUCGUACCAGUAUUGCUCACGAUCCUUGGUACCAAAAACACGAAAUGGACGUUAUAGCAAUUUUAUCAAUUAUCAUAUUUGUAACGUUAAUUUGUACAUUAAUAGUUAUUUAUAAAUUGUUAAAAAUCAUAUUUAAUCUUACAAAAAUAACAGCAACAACCAAGAAGAAGAUUAAUUAA